Colletes gigas is the source of this 2047-nucleotide messenger RNA. Its product is annotated as probable ATP-dependent RNA helicase DDX5. The transcript is spliced from 7 exons. Gene Ontology annotation, molecular function: RNA helicase activity; ATP binding; RNA binding. The record is from RefSeq and is a predicted model, not a curated record. Bases 245 to 1978 code for a protein of 577 amino acids. Lineage: Eukaryota; Metazoa; Arthropoda; Insecta; Hymenoptera; Colletidae. Gene Ontology annotation, cellular component: ribonucleoprotein complex; cytoplasm; nucleus.
UCAGUUUGAUCCCCCGAAUCAUAACCGGCAAGUUUAAAGCUACGGACCAUAAAAUUCUACAAUCUAAUCCAUUAAUUUCCAAUUUUGUGUCUUGAAUCACGAAAAUUCUCCCUCGGAGAAACUCGAUAUAUCGUCGUUUCCCAAUACAAGUGGCCAUUCUACUAUCCAGUGGUUCUAAACUAUUGAUUGGUUCCCGUCGAAUCAACCACAAAGCGAAAAUAAUCUUUUUUGAAGAUUUCCAAAAAUGUUUAAUCGCGAUAGGGAGCACAGGGGUCGCCGUGGUGGGCGAGGCGAGCUCCAUAGAUUUCCUACACGUGGUCGAGGGACUCCCAGUAACCCUCGUGGUGGUGUCAAGGGCAAACAGCCUGGUGGAACGCUAAGGAAAGUAAAUUGGGAUGUGCGGGUCUUAGAACCUCUUCGCAAAGACUUCUAUGUGGAGCAUCCAGCAGUCCGCAACAGGUCCAAGGAGGAGGUAAGCAAGUUCCGGGAGAAUGCAGAGAUAACUGUGAAAGGUGAUGAUGUCCCAAACCCAAUCCAAUACUUUGAGGAAGGAAAUUUCCCUGGAUACGUGCUUGAUGAGAUCCGGAAACAAGGUUACACUCAACCAACAGCAAUCCAGGCUCAAGGAUGGCCCAUAGCCCUCAGUGGCAGGGACUUAGUGGCAAUUGGACAAACUGGAUCUGGUAAAACCCUUGGAUAUAUUUUGCCUGCAAUCGUUCACAUUAUCCAUCAACCACGCCUUACAAAUGGUGAUGGACCAAUUGCAUUGAUCCUCGCUCCAACAAGAGAGUUAGCACAACAGAUUCAGGAAGUUUGCAAUUGUUUUGGAGAAACAGCUUCAGUGAGGAAUACUUGUAUCUUUGGUGGAGCUCCGAAGGGCCCACAAGCCCAUGAUUUGGAGCGUGGCGUGGAAAUCUGCAUUGCUACACCUGGGAGACUCAUUGACUUUCUCGAAAGGGGAACUACGAAUCUACGCAGGUGUACGUACCUGGUUCUGGAUGAGGCAGACAGGAUGUUGGACAUGGGUUUCGAGCCUCAAAUUAGAAAAAUAAUUGAACAAAUUCGACCGGACAGGCAGGUACUGAUGUGGUCUGCUACAUGGCCCAAAGAGGUUCGAGCGCUAGCUGAGGACUUUUUGACAGACUAUAUGCACCUAAACAUUGGUUCCCUAACUCUGUCUGCCAAUCAUAAUAUCAUCCAAAUCAUAGACGUUUGCCAGGAGUUCGAGAAGGACUCGAAGCUUUAUAGAUUGUUGCAGGAAAUUGGAAACGAGAAGGAAAACAAGACCAUCAUAUUUGUGGAGACAAAGAGGAAGGUGGAUGAUAUCACUAGAAAUAUUAGAAGGGAUGGUUGGCAGGCACUGAGUAUCCAUGGAGACAAAAACCAGCAAGAAAGAGAUCACGUGCUGCAGGAGUUCAAGAGCGGAAGAGCUCCGAUCUUGGUUGCGACUGACGUUGCUGCCAGGGGAUUGGAUGUGGAUGAUGUGAAGUAUGUGAUAAAUUUCGACUAUCCCUCAUCAUCAGAGGACUACAUUCACAGGAUCGGUCGUACAGGCCGCAGAAGACAGACCGGAACAGCAUAUGCUUUCUUUACUAGCCACAAUAUGAAACACGCAGGCGACUUAAUUGAAGUUCUAAAAGAAGCUGGCCAAAAUAUCAAUCCACGACUUACAGAAAUGGCAGAAUUGGCCAAAGCAGGGAACUUUGGUACCAGAAGUGGGAAACGUUUUGUCGGAAGCGAUAGAAACAUUGGACGAAGAGGAUCUUCAAGAGGAAGAGGUCGUGGGACUUACCAAUCGACUGCAAAUAACUAUUCCGGAUCAGAUUAUGGUAGUUACGGGAAUACGAAGCAGAUAAAUCAGAAUGCGGGCUACGGAUACACCACACAGAGGUCCUAUGCACAGAAUAGCGUGACACAAAGCUACGCAGGGGGUGACAAUUAUGCCAAUGCCUAUCAAUAUCGAGGAAUAACUUAUUGAAAUUGUGUUUGCUAUCGUUGGAGCGAUAAAGUUUGUAUUGAAUAGUGUCGAUAGAGAAUUUCUGUUCAC